Chelmon rostratus (copperband butterflyfish) is the source of this 4096-nucleotide messenger RNA. Its product is annotated as CAP-Gly domain-containing linker protein 4-like. The record is from RefSeq and is a predicted model, not a curated record. Gene Ontology annotation, molecular function: microtubule plus-end binding. Gene Ontology annotation, cellular component: nucleus; microtubule plus-end; cytoplasm. Bases 170 to 2281 code for a protein of 703 amino acids. Gene Ontology annotation, biological process: cytoplasmic microtubule organization. The transcript has 16 exons. NCBI's taxonomy places the organism in Eukaryota, Metazoa, Chordata, Actinopteri, Chaetodontiformes, Chaetodontidae.
UGAGAAUGGACGGAAAUUAAACCCAUCACUGGCUUUCUAGUCAUUUUCCCCAUGAGCGUAUUGAAACGAACAACAAGGUCAAGAGAAAUGGACACUGCAUUCUCAGUGAUUAGUCUCCAAACCUCUUCUGACAUCCUCCUGCAGUCCUUUGCUCUGCCCUGAGGGGGAGAUGACAAAGGAGGAUGUUUCAGAGCCUGUCGAGGGAGACACUGUGCUGGGCUGGGCCUCUUCCCAUCAGCGGCCGGUUAUCCACCAGGUGGCCUCUGCACCCAUGCCCAGUGACUGUGAGUUCUCCUUCUUUGACCCCAGUGAACCACAGUGCAGAGAGGUUCUUUUGGAUCCCAGCACCACCAUUCCAGAGCUGUUCGCUGUCCUCAGGCAGUGGGUGCCUCAGGUCCAGAAGAACAUCAACCAUAUCGGCAGUGAGAUCCUAAAGAGAGGUUGCGGUGUGAAUGAUCGAGACGGCCUGACAGAUAUGUGCCUCUUGCACUACUGCUGCAAGGCUGGAGCCCCUGGCAUCGGUGAUGCAGAGACAGCAGCCAGCUUCGCUCGCCAGCUCCUUGCCAUGGGUGCUGAUCCCAACCUUCGCUCACGCUGGACUAACAUGAGGGCCCUGCACUACGCUGCCUACUUCGACGUGCCGCAGCUUAUCCGGGUGGUGUUGCAGGCCUCCCAGCCUGGAGCGGUAGAUUCCACCUGCAGUGACUUCGACUUUGGCACCGCCCUGCAUAUCGCUGCGUCCAACCUGUGCAUGUCAGCUGUGAAAUGUCUGUUGGAGCUGGGUGCAAACCCUGCUUUCAGGAAUGAAAGAGGGCAGUGUCCAGCAGAUGUGGUGCCUGACCCUCUCGACAUGCCCUUGGAGAUGGCAGACGCAGCCGCCGUGGCCAAAGAGCUCCGGACAUUGCUGAGGCAGGCUUUACCCAGACCCAGCUCCCCUCUGCCCCUCACACUGCGAGCCCAGCCUCUCCCUGCCCUCUCCGACAAGGCCAGGAUACAGCUCGCCACGAUGGGAAUCCGACUAGGCGACUGCGUGGUGAUUGCUGGACAGAAGGUUGGAACCUUGCGAUUCUGCGGCAGCACUGAGUUCUCAGGAGGCCUCUGGGCCGGAGUGGAGCUGGACAAACCAGAGGGGAAGAACGACGGCUCAGUCGCAGGGGUUCAGUAUUUCACCUGUCGAAUGAAACAUGGAAUCUUUGCUCCCCUCUCAAAGAUAAGCAGACCUUCGGAAAAACAUAAAGCCAGCACCACAAAGACGUCUACACCCAUACGCCCCCCUCGUCGCAUUGACCUGUCCCGCAUCACCUCCAAGAUAAACACAGGUAUUCUCUCCCGGUCUCUCUCCUCUUCGUCCUCUUCGCUGGACUCUCGGCAUGGCCCCGGUGCCCGACCUCCUCCGCUGCCAAGGCAACGUCUUCCUGCCAGGCCGCGAAGACAGCGCGCUUCCCUGAGUCCCAGGACCACGCCCUCACCGGCCCUCCGCUCUUCACCCGAUACCACUGCACUUAGUACCGCAGGUCUUCGAAGCCGAACCCCCUCUGCGAGUAGCUCUGUGUGUGUGGGCCCUGAGGUGCGCCUGGGGGAGAGGGUGCUGGUGGUCGGCCAGAGAACCGGUGUAGUCCAGUUUUAUGGAAAAACCAGCUUUGCUCCAGGGCUCUGGUUGGGCAUUAAACUGGACAAGCCAAGCGGUAAGAAUGAUGGAUCAGUGGGAGGAGUGAGGUACUUCAGCUGCCCACCAAAACACGGCGUCUUUGCUCCUCCGUCUCGUGUGCAAAGGAUCCAUGGAUCUGUCGAUUGUCUUUCAGAGCUCUCCUCCUCACGCCUCAGCCAUCCUGUCAACGGGACAAUCCGUCGCAGUUUCAGCACAUCAUCAGCCAUCGCCGCCCCGAAGGAGACGAGCAGAAGGAGCCCUGUUACCAGAAGUCGUUCCAACCCUCACCGUCGGCGCUGGAGCACCCUCAGCAGCGGCAGCGGCGUUCCCGGGAACACCAGAGGGUCCAGCCCCUCGCCCGGCUCUGUCGGACAGGUCUGCCUCCACGUGGGCAUGCAGGUCCUGCUCAGCAGCGCCAAUGAGAUGGCGUUCAUCCGUUACCUGGGCACAGCAGACUUUGCCCCGGGGCUUUGGCUCGGUCUGGAGCUCCGAAGCCCCAAGGGCAAGAAUGAUGGCUCAGUGGGCGGCCGCCGUUACUUCACCUGUCGGCCCGGCCACGGCGUGCUGGUCCGCCCCAGCCGCGUCACCUACCGCGGCAUCAACGGCUCUCGCCUGGUGAAUGAAAGCAGCUGAGGACUGUGGGCGAGAUGGAGAUUUUGAUUUUCCUUUUACGAUGUUUUCAGUUGAAGUUUGAAGCUUCCUGCUCCUUUUUGCAUCACACGUUAUUUUCUCAUUCAUGUACUUCGUUCUCUGUGCUCUUCCAGAGGCGGUGUGAGUCACAGCGAUAAAACCACUUAUCAAUAGGUCAAAAUUUAGACUACUAGAGUUAGUUUUUGGAAAAAUGUUGGAGGCAAAGAAAGCACUUUAUAGAAUUUGUUUGAAAUUCUUCAAUUAGAAUUUGUAUUGGCGGGGCAAACAGGAUGUAAAACACUGCACUAAUAUUAAUGCAAUUGCACUGACAAACAGUAUGAUAUAUCGGAUAAGAUAAAGUGGAUGGUAUGGAUGUGCACACAAGGAAAACUAUUUCUAUACCCAAAGCUAAUUUUGAUCACAGCAAAUAAAGAUUUUUAUCAGAAAACUUAGGUGGUAAUGUAGCCUACUCUCUAACCAAAAGUGUGCAUGUGUCUGUGAUUCUAUGCGUGCGUGCAUGUGUCUAUUAAGAGCACUUUGAAGCAAGAGAGACUGAUUAUUUUUUUUCCUGGGUCGUCAUCUGACUUACAGAUAAUUGACGGGAGUUGAGUCCAAACUGCAUUUUCACUUUAUGAAUCAAUGUGAAUUAAGUAAGAUUUAAUUACGCAUAGAUAUCUUAUCAGCCUCCAUCAGAGUGCAGCUGCAUCAGCAGAGGAUGCUUCCUCCUACGAACAUCAGUCUCUGCCACAGACUGUGAAGCCUACGCAAAUCAAUGAUGGUUAUGUUGUGUGCAUUGUUGAGGCAGUGAUGUAAAGUAUGUACACAGCCUAUGAAAUAGGUUCCCCUUCAUACAUAUAUAUUAACUUGAGCGGUGAACACUCUUGACGAUCGAAGCCUGAUUAUAAACCUGACUGAAAACUUUCGGGGUCGAGGAUUCGACCCUCUGUCCUCCUGACCGAGCGUCCGACAUGUCCGAGCUGUCACAGCGGUGUCACAGUUUCAUUUAUUUCAACGUGAUUUUGAAAAAAUCUGAAUGUGAUCCUGUAAUUUGGAACGGCACCCGUUGUGUCAGACCUGACAGCUCAUCAUUGCAUUUGUCGACCAGAUUUCAGAGCUUUGGACGCGGCACAUUGUAUUUGCAAUUAAAGCAGCUUGACACUGGAAAUAUGCAAUCGUCCAGAAGUUUCAGGGAUAGAGUUUGCUGUUUGAUUAGAGUCGUCUGGGCAACUCAGUAGAGAACAAGCCAUCGAUUGUGCGUGUGAAAAAACAAGCCCGCUAUUCAGUAAAACACUCAUGUAUCAUCCAAUUAGGUUGUGUAGGCCCCAACUGAGGCUGUAGAAUCUUGAAUGGCCUUCCCUCAUUGAUCUGUCUGGUCAGGCCCCCUGUGAUUGAAAAGCAGCGGUGGUCAGGUCCGAGCCCAAGGUUGUCUGAAAUAUCCACAGAUCUGAGAUGAAACGGGGGAGCGUUUUAAAAGCGCAGCAUUUAUGAAACAUUUGGAACAACACUUUCUUCUUUAAAAAUAGCUUCUCAUCUGCAUUAAGGCCAUCUCUGUGAUCAUUUCUGUGGCAUUUGUAAGUGUUCCACAUUUCACAUCUUCUCUCAGUCCCAAAUGUAUUACAGCAUGAGUGACUACAAACUCCACAGUGGGUAUGGAAGUUUUUUGGCGCUGUGUUCUUGUGGGUCAUAGAUGAUGAUAGAUUGUUAUUUCAUGAAACUCCAGAUAUGUGUAUUUGAAGUAUGUGUGUGGAAGAGGGAUUCGGUCCGAUGCAUUUACAUGUCGUGGAAAAUAACAGUAUUUGUAAACAAUAAAAUAUUCUA